GUGUAUGGAUCACAAUAAUAAAUACUGAUGUAAAAUAGAAUAUUUAUCAUUUGUACUUUUAAUUUUAUAUAAAGUGUUAUAAGAAUAUUGACAAUGCAAUGCCGUAACAACAAAAGAACUACCCAGAAACGUAAAAUAACUCAUGCACCUUCACCUACUGCUGAGGAAGAAGUUGAGAAUGUGGAGUAUUUGGAUGAAUGUGUCACGGACGAAAUCGAAGAAGUUAGUGGAAGUGCACACAACAAUCUCCCACAGGGAUUUAUUAAAUCGGAAACUGCGUUUGAGGAUACAUUUUAUCCAAAUGCUGUUCACUGCCUUAUAGCUCUUUACCGCGAUAAAUAUGAAAGGAAUAUGAAAGAUCCUAAAGAAAUUCAAAGUAUAUACGAAAGCGUCUGGGAAGCCAUUUCUAAAGAUAUGCGCGAGAGCUAUUUUGAGUUUGACGCUCAACAAGUGCGCCACAAGUUCACACAGCUUCGUCAACAAUAUUUUAAUGUUUCCUCCAAAAAGGAAGCAGAAGAAUUUGUUUUCUUUCAACCACUACACGAAAUUUAUAAUGAUAAAUUAAUUGCAAUUAAGGUGAAUAAUGAAAAGUUCUCUUCACGUAAAAGUAAACACAUACGGAUAUAUCGAGAUGAUGUACUCUUCAACUCACGUAUUGAAACUGAGACGCGUGCCACUGAAGAAAGGCCACAACAAACAGAAGAAAUCAUAGAAAAAGGCCCGAACAGACUAGUAGAUUGUGAUGUUGAUUCACUAGUUACAAAGGAUAAGAAUGAACAAAGCGAAUUAAACGAAAUUCCGGUCAUAAAUUUGGAAUACUCAAAGAGAAGGAUUCCUGAUACAGAAUCCGACGAGAUAUCAAAUUCAAAACGGAAAACAGACGAUUUCAAUAGUGAAAGGCUUAAUAUGACACUUGCAGAUUACAAUGAAGCUCAACAGCGAAGGCAUGAAGAAAAAAUGAGCUUGUUGAGGCAAACACUUUUAUUACAAGAACGAGCUUUAGAUAUACAGAAUAAACUGUUGGAUGAAAUUGUUAAGAGAAUCAAAUGAACUCCAAGUAUCCUACAAUCUCAUUGCGAAACUAUGUAGAAUUCUUUCAAAUAAAUAGAUCUCAAUAGUA
This is a messenger RNA of Bactrocera tryoni, 1120 nucleotides long. RefSeq lists its product as uncharacterized. Bases 94 to 1050 code for a protein of 318 amino acids. Lineage: Eukaryota; Metazoa; Arthropoda; Insecta; Diptera; Tephritidae. The transcript has a single exon. The record is from RefSeq and is a predicted model, not a curated record.